This is a messenger RNA of Drosophila persimilis, 782 nucleotides long. RefSeq names its product ankyrin-1 (gene flip). NCBI's taxonomy places the organism in Eukaryota, Metazoa, Arthropoda, Insecta, Diptera, Drosophilidae. The transcript has 4 exons. Gene Ontology annotation, molecular function: protein binding. The coding region runs from base 97 to 708 and encodes 203 amino acids. The record is from RefSeq and is a predicted model, not a curated record.
AUACAAGUUUUGAAAGCCUGCACGGAGGCAGCGCUGCCCUCCACCAACUGCUUGAACCGUGCUAUCCGAAAGGGGCAGCAGUUCCUGGUGAAGCGCAUGCUGCGCCGUCGACCGAGCCUAAUAGAAUACCCCGCCCCAAAUGGCUUUCUUCCGCUGGCCAACGCCAUCAUGCAGGGCGAGAUGUGCAUCAUAGAUGUGCUGCUCUCGGCAGGCUGCAGCGUGCAUCUGGGCAACCCGGGCAACGGACGGACGCCGCUCCACUUGGCCUUUUUUUACGGACACCUGCCCUCGGCGCGCAUCCUGCUGAACAAAAAGGCGCGGCUGGAGGCAACGGACUGCAACGGCAUGACGCCCGCCCACUGCGCCGUCGACGCUAAUCAGAUAGAAAUGGUGAGGUUCGCCCUGGAGUCGGGGGCAAACCUGGAGGCUCGGGAUUCCUGCGGCUGGACUCUGCUUAUGCACGGGGUGGUUAUGGACGCGGGCCUGGAGCUCAUCAAACUGCUUGUUACCCACGGGGCGGAUCUGGCGGCUUUGGAUGGCGUCGGCAAAUCCUGCAGCGACUUGGCAAAACUUUAUCGCAGGGAGGAGGCACGGGAUUACUUUGACAAGGUGCAAAAGUUUAGGCUGGAAAAGGCAGCCGCGACCGCAGAAGCGGCGGCAAAGGAACAGCCCCUCGAACAAGCUGCAAAAAGGGAUUUCCGCGAAUAGUGGUAGGAAGGAAGAACCGACUAAUGAGAGAGCUUUAAGACCCGCAGAGUAAAAGGCUAUAUCAUUACAAAGUA